AGAGAGAGAGCGAGAGAGAGAGAGAGAGAGCGCGCGCGCAAGAGAGAGAGAGAGUGUGAGAGAGAGCUAGAGAAAGAGCGAGCGAGAGAGUAAGAGAGAGAGAGAGAAAGAGUGAGAGGCCAAAUGAAACAGAGUUAUCAGCAGCAGAAGGAGAGGGGAGCGCAGACACAGGGGAGUUUAAAAAAAACUUUCCUCUUCAUGCUUCUCGGAUCCUAACCGCGUGAGGACUUUAUCAACAUGCACCUCCCGGGAGUCCCUCUUCUCCUGUCCUACCUGCUCUACACCAACCUGGCCAGCGACCUCAGCCACAGCGACGACGACGAUUACUACGAGCACGAGCAGAUGGACGAGCCGGACUCUUCCCCAAAGCAAGACAUGGAGGAGAAGUUGCGUUCAGCUUCUAAUGUGGAUGAACUGAUGAGUCUUAUUUAUCCAUCAUACUGGGCCGCUCUGAAGUGCAGAUCCAAACUAUCUGCUGCCCCUCCCGCCUUCAAGCUCCAACCUCGCCGACUGAGGCCGCUGGCCGAUACAGAAGAGCCAAUAUUUGCUGCUGCGUACCUCAACUUGGAUGUCCUGAAAAGUAUAGAGUCGGAGUGGAGGAAGACUCAGUGCAUGCCCAGGGAAGUGUGUGUCGACGUGGGCAGGGAGUUCGGGGCUCCCACCAACAUCUUCUAUAAACCACCCUGUGUGUCCGUCUACAGAUGUGGGGGAUGCUGCCACUCUGAAGACAAACAAUGCAGGAAUAUCUCCACUGGUUACCUCAGCAAAACACUGUUCGAGAUCACAGUGCCGAUCACCCAAGGCACCAAGCCGGUGACCAUCAGUGUGGCCAACCACACGCAGUGCAGCUGCCUGUCCAAACUGGACGUCUACAAACAAGUUCACAGCAUCAUCAGGAGAUCCCUGCCGGCGUGUCCAAUCGCCAACAGAACGUGUCCUCCUGGUCAGUCAUGGAGCAGCAGGCAGUGUUCGUGUGUCAGCCUGAGAACCAAUGUGCACCGCAACCCCCUUCCUCCACCACUGCCUCCUCCCAGGCCCUCCCAACAGCACCUCGACGUGUUCUCAGCGGAUGUGUGUGGCUUGGAUAAGGAACUGGACCUGGAGACCUGUCAGUGUGCGUGUCGGCACGGGGGUCGAACUCAAGACUGCGGCCCGAACCGACACCUCGACCGCAACACCUGCCAGUGCGUCUGCAGCCUUCCGCCGGCUCACGCCUGCCCUCAGAACCACGUCUUCAACAAGGACUCUUGUCGGUGCACAUGUAGCAAGACGUGUCCGCGGCACCAGCCCCUCAAUAAAACUAGGUGUUCCUGUGAAUGUAACGAGUCGCCCAACAAGUGCUUCCUAAAGGGAAGGAGGUUUCACCAAGCCACUUGCAGUUGUUUCAGGCCUCCCUGUGAGGUAAGGAGGCGAAGGUGUGAACCAGGUCUCUCCUUCAGCGGGGAAGUGUGUCGCUGUGUGCCGUCCCACUGGAGACGACUGGACUAACUGCCGGCGGAUAACUUGCCGACUAGACUUAACAAGUAGAGUUUAUCAGCCGUCCUGCUGCUGGUCAUGAGUAUCCUGUCGGCUGUGAUGGCAGCUAAGUGGACCCUGGUGAACGUGGGGGAACCUUUAGUGACUGGAGUGCAGAUAUGGAAAGCUCUGGGGGAAGUGGGAAAUGCACUGACUCAGUUUGAGGGACAUUUGAUGGGAGAGCGGCUGAUCGGAGCCCGGAGAAGGCUGGAAGGAAGGACUAAGAGAGAGUCAACACUCACAUGUAUUAAAAUACUGUCUAAAUAUUUUUUAUAUAUAUAUUUGGGGGGUUUUGUAUUAAUUAUGUCUCAGUAUUCUGAUGUCAGAUAUUGAUUAUAUAAUUUAUUAAAUGUGGUUUUUCAACCUCUGUUUAUUGCAAUUUCAAACUUUUUCCAUCAAAAUACACUGAUCAUUAUUUUUGUAUCUUAUAUAGUAUAUGCGUCAAAUAAAGUAUACUGGAUGAGGCAUAUUGUCAACUUGAUAUCUGUUUUGGUUCAUAUUGGGUUUUUCAGAUCUUCAUCAUCCCCAUUUUUAUGAAGACACACAAGUGGUUGUAUAUUUGUUUUAGUAAGUUCCGUGAUAGUAAAACCUAGCAUAAGGUCAAAUCUGUGUUUGUGUCUCCAAAACUAGACAUUAGAUUUUGAACUUUUUGAAACAUCUCCUAUUGAUUUGAAUUUAUCUCAAAUUGACAGUCAAACCCAGCACACUUGAUGAGUUUUUAUUCUUGAGAGGUUGAAGUACAAAAGAGCACUUUACUUUAGUGUCUGUUUGAUACAUGAGGUCUGAGUACAUUUUUCAAUUCAGUUUAUUUUGUAUAACCCUAAAUCACAAAUUACAAAUGUGCCUCAGAGGGCUUUACAAUCUGUACACAUACGACAUCCCUGUCCCGGGACCUCACAUCGGAUCAGGAACAACUCCCAAAAGUUCUUUUCUCACCUAUCUCACGGUUUUUACUGGGGAUUAUUACUUAGUUAAAAAAAAGAGGCUUUUCUGCCUUGUUAUGUAAUUCACAAAACACCAAGGAAACAAAACGAUAACAAAGAACAAUAAAUGAUCCUUGUCUUUUUGUAUAUUGCUUUCCAUAUAAUAUUGUAUGCUCAUCAUAAGUCUCAUUUCCACUGCAGAAUGUCAGAAAAAACAUACCUGUGCAAACUCUUGCUGUUGUGUACCUCUAAAUGGCCAUCGGUCAUUGCACUGUGGAAGCAUGAGACCGGCUCUGACUACAGAAGUGUUUCUUGGAGUAUUACACACAAUAUUGUUAAAUGUAUUGAACGUAA
Molecule: messenger RNA, 2792 nt
Organism: Pseudoliparis swirei
Lineage: Eukaryota; Metazoa; Chordata; Actinopteri; Perciformes; Liparidae
Gene: vegfc
Product: vascular endothelial growth factor c
Exons: 7
Coding region: 238-1488 (416 amino acids)
Biological process (GO): positive regulation of protein phosphorylation; positive regulation of mast cell chemotaxis; induction of positive chemotaxis
Cellular component (GO): membrane
Molecular function (GO): vascular endothelial growth factor receptor 3 binding; growth factor activity; chemoattractant activity
Source: RefSeq, a predicted model, not a curated record